This is a messenger RNA of Porites lobata, 17072 nucleotides long. NCBI's taxonomy places the organism in Eukaryota, Metazoa, Cnidaria, Anthozoa, Scleractinia, Poritidae. The record is from the annotation of a GenBank genome assembly.
GCAGGCUUUAAUCCAAUAUGGCGGAUUAGCAGCAGACUGUGAGCAACCGAUGUAUAACCCCGACUUAAAACACUUAUAAGAAGAACUCACUUUUGCAAUGGAGUUGAGCCGCGUAGCCACUGAGGGGGUCAGCCUCUGCGGUGAUUCGACUCGAGUGGGAGAUCGCGCUUUUCGAAAUCUGAUUCAGGUUACUAUGGACAUUUUGCUGAUGAAAAAGAACGAAGAAUCUCUUAAAAGUCAGUAGCUUUAUUAUUUGUUAUUUUUUAAUGUCGAUACAACAUCUUAAGUUAGUAGCUGAUCACGGUUAGGUUAACAUUAUUUACUGCCUCUUUAAAAUACACCCAGUUUUAAAUCUACAAUACUCGUUCAAUUUUCGUUGAAACGCGUUAUGUAUAUAAUAAGACUGAAACUGAGGAUUAUUCAAGUCACGCUUUCUCAACCAACUAGUCUAAAUUUUUCCGUGUGUUAUUUUUUUCUUCUUCCCCAAUGUUGAGAAUUUGCGGUUGGCUAGGUAAUACGUGAAUCAACACUGGGGAGGGAGACUAAGAUGACAAGGGUUUCAAUAAAUGUGACGAGCUGAGUACAUGUACUUUAGGUGGGAAAGUGUUGUCCAUCUUUUUCCUUGCGCUGCCUUAUGUAUCAGUCAAAUUCAGUUGCACCCAUGCCCCUCCCCCCAGGCUAACCCCCAGGUAUUGUUUUGUUCUUCUCGGAUGGGAAAUCCCGGGGGAAGGGACACUUAAACAGUCAAAUAAAUGUACAAUGUACCCUGCGGUGACGACAAAAAGUGGAGGGUGAAUGCUCCAACCCCUGUAUCACCCCCAAUCAAUACAGUGUACUGUAGCAGCUCUCAUCCAUUGCACAGUGGAUUAGGGUUACUUACAGCAUUUCUUAUAUGCAGUAACCAAAAAAUACGUGCUCGACUCACAUUGCCUACUCUUGAUCUCACUACUAAAAAAUAAAAAUUAGUCCUUGCCAAAAAGCCAAGCUGCUUAUCUUUUGUAGUUCAAGUCAGAAACCAUGUGCUUGUGAAAAGCCUAGGGGUGCGUGGGCCCAGGGUUGGCAAAUGCCCAACCCCUGGGCUGGGCUGUUAGUCCCCCAUGUCUUCAAAUAUUAAGAAUUGAUAGGGAAGGGAUGAUAGAUGACAUCAUAAUGAAUGGUACAUGAUGUCAUUUGUGCAAAAAAUACCUGUUGACUCCAAUCGUCACAAAUUUGCGAUGACACUGACAAAACGCACGAAAAAGUUAUAAUUUUAUUUGAAUAAUAUUUGAGCUGAUUGGUCUAUUAUUAUUACAAUGGCAUGCCAAAGUUUAUCAAGAAAUGCUCAAUGUUAACAUUAAAAUAGCUCAAACAAUGCAAAAUAUUUGAAAUUUAGCCUGUGAACAGGUUCUCUGUUCACACGGUAUUUGAAGUUUUAUUGUUUGAAAGUCGAGUCUGCUGAAGAAAUAGAAAGCUUCGGCGAUUAUCCGGGAGAUUUCAGACUCUAAUCUGGAGACCAGGAGAAACGGUCCAAAAUCUGGAGUCUCCUGGAUCAUCCUGGAGAGUUGACAGCACUGCCUGGGCUACACUACACUUAGGAACUGGCAAAAUUAAUGCCCUGUAGUUGCCUUGGGGGAUGGGUGAGUGCAGCUGCCAGGAAUUGACUGAUGCAAGUCAUUAUUGACUUCCAGAAACUAACGGAUUAUUCCCUGUUCCUCUGCAUCUCAACUUGCUCCCAUGGACAGAGCUGCAAAGAUACACCAAUGUGAUCUUGAGAUUACAAAUCAAUAUAAUGAAACAUGCUUCAACAUCACAUGGACAAAUUUUGUAAGGUCACAGUCUUUAAUAUUCCUUAAAUGUAUUUUAGCCUUUGUAAUAAUGGUCUACAAAUUAUGACACUUGUCAACAGUAAAACAGGCUUAUGUACAUGUACAGUGUAUCAGCUAGAAAAACAAUGUAAUAGUCCAGUUGCGAAUUAAAAAUUACUGCUGAACAUAAUCAUUAACGACACAUUCAUACAGGGUUAGCCUCGACAUAGGGUAAAAUAUUCAGAAAUUCUGGCAAGUAAGUGUUUGAAAUUUGAAUAUACACUAUAGACAGAGUAAUAAACAGGUCUUUUUCUCGUUGGAAUUUGUGAAUAUAUUACUUCAGAUUGAGGCUAACGCUGUAAAAAACAUGCAUCUUCACUUCUUUAAUUUAGCGGUCAUAGUGAACUGGAAAAUGGACUAUUACAUGACAUAGCUUUGCAGAAACAGGCGUAGUAGUUAAGAGGUCACCACUUUGAAUGGUAAAACAGGAGAAAAUAGCAGGAAAGUAAAUCAAAGUGGCACCUCCUGUGGAUUCAUAAAAGUCAUUUUCAUUUUGGUUUCAUAUUUUCCUUCUCAUAUGCAGUAGAAGGGUUGCAUGUAGAUUGGAGAAAAUUAAUGUGUUGCUCUUUUUGAAUGUAUCAUGGCCCCAUAGUGUUUGGUGAUCUGUAUCAUAUUGUCGGAAAAUUUAAAGUAUCAUUGCAGCUCUCUUCAGUGGUUUCACAUUGGUAGUCAUUUUAAUUGGUUGAGGUGUGAUCAUGAAUGACUGUGUUUGUAUUAAUUAGAAAACUUGUAUUGAUAGUUGAGCAGUUGUGAUGUUUUAACCUGUAAAUACAUGUACUUGCUUUAGGUGAUGAGGAUGUUGCCAGUGUUGAUGCUGCAGCAUUGAAGCAGGCCUAUGCUGGUUUAGUUACCCUGAUAUUAGAGGCCGUGAAGAUGGAUUGUGAUUCACCCAGCAUAAGUUAGCUACACCAGCUGUAUAUUGCUUUGUGCAGUCAGACAUCAGAGAGAUAUUUUACAACAGUCUUAACAUUAAUUGGCUAGCCUGCAUUGAUUGUGAUUCACCCAGCAGAAGGUAGCUACACCAUAUAUUACUUUGUGCAGUAAAGCAUCAGCGGUGUAUGACAUUUGCAGACUGCAGACUGCAGACUGCAUGAGGCAGCAAGACUGUAAAUUGAAUGAAACCAAAAAUAUCAUAAUAAAGGUGGCGUCAUCAUCAACAUUACCUUGUUCCGAGAAGUACAUGUAAGGCCUAGAAGCGAAGUUUAUAUUUUUCACGCAAAUAACACAGACCUGAUUCCUGAAGGAGUUGUUGGCUGUUCUUCUCGUAUUGAAUUAGAGCAGAAUAAUGUCUGCGGAUGUCACAAACUCGCUAAUGAAUCCAUAGCAACAGGUUAGCAAUUUAGCCUGCACCACAGACGAAACCAAACUCUGGUUAUAUGAAGUCUGUCUGUGAAACAGCGCCGGAAUCCUUAUUCUAUGGGGGGCCCACCUGUGUACUAGGAUUUGAGUAUGAGCAAUGAUUGGCCUGUUAAAAAAGCCAUUGUCGAUUUGCCAAUUUAGAAAUUCAAAAUGCACUUCCGGAAAUUCGUCGAGUCCAGGUAGGAUCUGUUCGGUUUAGAUUAUUUGGCAUAUCCUUAAGUACUGCUAAGAUGAAAUACGUCAUUUAAAAGGUGUUAAAUGUCCAUGAUCUAUGCUAGUUGUUUUUGUCGACGUACCUGUAGUGAGCACAAAGUGCUCGCAAUCUAAACACUUUUUUUUACAGAAGACUACUAUUUAGACAGGCAUUAGUGGGCAUUGCUACUUCUCAUUAUCGAUUGACAAUAAUCAAAGAAGAAUAAAGAAUCAACGCAAUUAAUGAUAUGCCGGGUGAGUCAAUAAAGAGUCGCGUCGGUGAAGAAUAGCCAACAGCAUCUUGGAAAUGAGGCCAAUGUAACUUUGCACAAAAAUAUCAACCUUGUUCCCAGGCUACUUUCUCACUUUCACACGAUCUUAUAUUUUUGAUGGUGUCACCUUUAUUAUUAAUUUACAAUCUGCAAUCUGUGGUCUGCAGUCUGCAGUUUGCGGUCUGCAGUCUGCAGUCUGCAGUCUGCAGUCUGCAGUCUGCAGUCUGCAGUCUGUGGUCUGCGGUCUGCAGUCUGCAGUCUGCAGUCUGCGGUCUGCAGUCUGCAGUGUGCAAAUGUCAUACACUGCGUCUAGAAAGCAGUUAAUCUCAUACCCUAAUUCUAAUGGCUUUAUUUAAAAGCACAAUCUGUUGUUACAUGUAAAUAUUUCAUGUGUUCAUUCUUUGUUUCAGUUCUCUACUUGAAGACUGCAAGUGGGGAAGUGAUAGAAUAGACUAUUUUUCAAAGCACUUUCUGGUAUGAACUAAACAUGUUCUGUUUGUUUUUCUUAGUUUUUAACUUUUCAAUGGCAUAAUUUGCCCCUCCAUUUGUCUUAUUAUUAUUAUUAUUAUUUGUUUUAUUAUUGUUAUUUAUUUUCAGAAGUAAUAAUGUUAGACUGCCAACAAACUUUUCCCUGGUUAUGCAAAGCAAUGCCAUAAAUUGAAUUUUAAGAAAGAUCUACAUGUGGGUUAAAUUACCAACAGAGAAAAAUAAUAGAUCAAGAGAGGAAACCAAUACCAGUAGUAUCAAUAUACAGUGGAAUCUCGAUAAAACUAUACAGUGUACAAUGAAGCCCUUGGUAGAGCAAAUGAUUAUUUUUCUUCACCCCUUCAGUAGACUUAAUAGUAAACUGUAUGAAAAUAACCUUGAUAAAAAAAAAAAAUUAAAAUGAACAAAUUUGCCAGUCCCUUCUUUACCAUGUAUAUUAUCAAGGUUUCACUGUAAUACUAUUGGGAUGAGAGAUCUGACUUUCCAGUUGUUUUAUACAAUAUUCUCUACAAAGAAUGAUGUUGAUACUCCACCUAGAGAUUAAGACAAAGUCUUCCAAUAUUUUAUAAACUUAGAUCACUCUGAGUUGUGAACAUAUUUACUGUUUCUCUGGGACAAGGCAGAUAAACAACAUUUUAGUUGAAGGGGAGAGGGGCUGGAGACGGAGGAGGGGGAAUUUGGAUAAUAAAUGUACAUUGUUAUGAUUUCAAAUUCAAAAUUAGAAAAAUACAUUCACUUUUUUUAUAGGAGUGUAAGCCAGAGUUGGAGGCCCUUCUUGCAGGGUAAUCUUGUUAUCCUGAGUCGAUCCCUGGGCAGUGUUUUAGAGAAAGAAACAAUACACAUUUCUAUAGACUAUGUACAUUAUAAUUUUAAUUCAAAUGAAACUGCUUUUUUGUUGAUCUGGUACAAACAAGUUACACUGUUAAUUGUUUGCAAUGGCAUAUUUUAAAAUUUCUGUUGUGCUGCAGGAAUUGUACUUAUACACUGAUCUUGUACACUGUACAUGUAAAUCCUUCUCAUGCUGUAUGGUACAACAAUAACCGACCUGUAGGUAGAGAUUUUGAAGUGGGGAUGCUUGUUUUACUCUGUGAAACAGGGUUGUGUACUCGUUAUAAUCAAAAUCAGCCACCCCUCCCCUCCCCUUAGAAAAGAGGGAAAGGUUGAGAUGAACAGAUUUUGUGGCUUUGUGUCUGAUGCCCUUUUACAAAAGGAACAACCAAGUAGUACGAGUAGUACACAAACCUCGUGUUAAUAGUUUGCAAACUCUUCCCAAUUUUAAUUUUUGACAAGGAUUAAAAUAAUCCUCUCAAAGCUGUCAUGUAUUUUAGUUUCCGUAGUUAAAACAAGCUGUUAUGUCAAUCAAAAGGGACAGGAAUUUGUUAUCUAACCACGGUCCCGUCAACUUAACUUACUGUUCAGUAGUAAUUUGUGUGGUACCUGCAGACUUACAAAUUGUUCUACAGUGGAACCUCGAUAUAGCAAACCUCUGUAUAACGAAGUCCUCGAUAUAGAAGGGACUGUAAGCAGUGACAACAGCAAAGGCAUCGGCGACACGAGAGCCCUCAGGGUAAACCCAAACCAAUGCGCAUGUCUGGCGUGAAAAACAUCUGCCGUUGCUGUCGCUUCAGAACGUGAGAAUUGGUGUUUUGCUGUUGAGACAACACGUGAGUACUAAACCUCAGUUUUCCUAAAAAUUUGGCAUAAAGCAGCUUCUGGGAAAACUAAAAGUACUCUGAAUACUUUUUUGGCCUGAAAAUAUUUAACAAUUAUUCCUCGAGCCCGAAGAUGGGCUCUGAGUCAAUAGCCCAUGAGGCCAAGGGCCGAAUCGGCUAUUGACUCAGAGGCCAUGAGGGCUAGAGGAAUAAUUGUUUUAGUAAAAUCCAACUAGUUGGUUAAAAAUAUCGAGAACAAAAAAAAAAUUAGCUAGUUAAAUCUAGACUUUAAUCCCUUUUUGCCGCCAAAAAGCCCUUGCUUUUCGCUAUAGUGGGCUAUAACAUAUAGCCUAGUAGUAGCUCAACCAAUCAGAACACAGCAUUGAUGAAAGACCACUAGUUGGAUUUUACUAAAGAGGUUUACACUAGUCAUAUUUAGCUGCGUGAGAAAAAAACACCUGAGAUGCGUGAAUGAAGACUGAAGCGAGGCCAGUUUGUCCGAAAACGUGAAUAUUGAAGCUGCCCCGAGAGCUCUUCCUCGGUCAAAAAUCAUCUUUCGAUCUAUGGUCUCCUCUGAAGUUUUAUGAAGUAAGCAUUUAUCCCUUCAUUUUAUUUAUUUAUUUGGUUAUUUUACUUUAAAGCUUAUUUUCAAUACUACUCCCUUUGCUUCGUUUGUUCCGCUAUCUCGAUGAUCUUUUAUAUGUUCUAAACCAACAACGGCAUCCAGUUUCAUUUUAGACUGAUCGUUUCUUUUUUAUUCUGACUUACAUGUAAUAAACUGCGGGUUUGGCAGACUUGACUGAUUUGAGUGCAGAAUCGUUGAUAAAACUAUCACUUCGAUUAAGAAUUGGAUGUAAUUAUGUGAUCACUGUGCUAGGGCAAACGCGGUUUUGUAUGUUUUUAUUUCAUUAUCAUGAGUAGAUAUUUUCGUACAUGUUAUAUCUGGAUUCAGACUUAAGUUUGUUUCUGCAAAAAAAGUUCUUCGCUGAGUGUCCAUUGCUCGCUUGAAAUGACUUACAGACAAAACUUGUCAUAAUGUCUUGCCGUGUUUAUUAUAUCAGACAAGACCUUGUCCUCUAUCAUCUGCCAGCCUGCCUAGCAGGCGCCGGUUUGUGUUUUUUAGGGGGAAGGAAGAAAUCUUGAGGACGCGCGAGGGGAGAAAAAGAGAGGAGGCGCCUUUCCCUUCGCGUGUUCCCUCGCGCGGCCUUUAAAAAAGUAACCGGCGCCUGCUACGCAGGCUAAUCAUCUGCUCGAAAUGGUGAUUCCUGGCCGCCUUCUAAAGAAGAAACGAAGAUGAAAAAAAGAGCUCUUCUCACAAGAAGUACUGAAUUUGCUUUUUUCGCGCUGCUUAUUAACUGCUCAUAAUUCGCGAUGUCUGUGAGACCAAACCGCGUUAUCUUCCCAGUCUCUUUCACGGUGUCGCCGUCGCCGUUUCCGUUGCUGUUGCCGUUGUCUGUGUUUAAAGUCCCUAAGGAACCAUCUGCCCCAGCUAUAGGAAAAUGUAUGGAAAAGAACCUCAAUAUAACGAAACCUCCUUUUAGCGAACGCUUUGGCCAGUUCCUAUGCCCUUUGUUAAAAGUAGUAUAGGGCGCACCGAAUUAUCCUUAUUUUUGGGGGGGAAUCUCAUUAAGGUGGGGGGGGAAUAAAUUAACGUUGCUGACGUCAUAACCUUUUGUCUUGAUCUCAUGAAUAAAAUGCGCAGGAAUCUCAUUAACUUGCGGUGGAAUCUCAUUAAGUAUAUCCAGUUUGACGGGUUUAUCAAUGAUGUCAUGUUCUAUUUUUAUCUUGUGGCGGUCAUGGUUGGUAUAACCGGUUUGACAGGAUUUAGUUAUUUUCGGAAGAUGAUGUCAUAUGUAUUCCAGGGUACUAUGAUGUCAUAGUUGUUUUGAAUACUUCAAUAGGAACAAUAGGCUUGCCUAGACUUGCCCGGGAUCUUUUAACCCUGAUUGGAUAGUAAACAAUCUAUUAUGUGUUUAACAUAAAAGCGCUCUUUCCCUUCAGUAUUUCAUUCUCGCAAUCGCUUUGCUAAGGAAAAAGUCUUACUAUCAGCAAUAUUUUUUAAAACAUUGCUCCAAACAUGCAAGUCGAAUCGAGCUGUAAACUUGUCUGACUAUUACAGAACUGUUUUCUCCUUUCUAUCUCGAGGACAUGAAAAACUAUUGAAGUCUCAACGUUUCACGCACGGUUAAUCAGGUAAUUAUGCGAGUUCACAACCCCAAAGUUGAAUACAAAUUAUCUCUACAGGAAAGACCCAAGGGAGAGAAUCUUGACGUAUUAUUAUAAAACAAAUAACUGAACAAGGAUCAAUUAAAACACGCGACUCAUAUUUGCUAGCAAUAAAAACACAAGAGAGAUACCGUUUUAAAAAACUUUAUUAAAAACCAGUGACAAAAAGAGUCAAAUACACAGGAAUGGAAAUUAAUUAAUCUUCAUCUUCGCCCAUGGAGUACUUGUAAGGUUUGAAUUUCUUAUGCCGACGUUUCUUCAGCUGUUUGCCAUGAGAUUUAUGAUCAUCCAAAUAAUUUACAAAUUGAAUCCGACGCCUUUUGCGCUUCGGGCCUUGUGGUGAUGGGGUUUCUACUGUAGGAGGAGGGGUCAGGAAAGCAGGAUUUAAGGGUGGUGGAGGGGUGAGGCUUUCUUUGUCAGGUUUUUGAGAGAUAGCCGCUUGUGUUAAUUCAGGUGUUACAUUAAAGGGGUUGAGGGGAGUCGAGAAUGCUGUCGUUGCUGUCGAAGAAUCUUGUGUCCUUGAUGUUAAGUCUGGAACAGUGCUGAUUAUUUCUUCCGGUCGUGUUCUUGUACUUAAUUGUUCUUUAAAAGCCAGGUAUCUGUUUUGCAACUGAAGGUAUCGUUUAGCUUUUUCUUCGUCCCGAAGAUCGUUUCGAGAAAGGACGUCAUCCAUGUUGUCUUGUAUUUCUUGCAUAGCUGGAAGAAGUGGGAUAGGUGAAAGAUUUUGCUGCUUCAGAUAUUUUAGAACCUCUUGAGGAAUAUUUUCUUGAAACCCUGCUUGGUUAAAGCCUUCUUCACUGGGCAGGACGUUUGUUCGCAGUCGACAAUUAUCUUGGGUAGUAGUUUUCAGAUCAAUCAACAGAUAACCAAAAGGUCUUUUUACAGCCUCUUCGUACUGAUUUAAAAAGAAAUCCGUCUGCCCGGGAUACAUUUGCUUCGCCAGAGUCAGGAUUUGCAAUUUGUCUCGUGGAUUCUUGAAUAACACCAGAUAAUGGCUGUUUAGGCUUAUGCUGCGACUACCUUUCCCCUGAUGAAAUAGAUUCUGCACGAUAUAAAUCACGCUCAGAUUGCGAUGAUGAGAACCACGAGUAAAAAGGUUCACAAUCCGCUUGUCUUUACUGGCAUCAAUCAUCUGAUCAUCAAACACGAUCAGAUUCCGUUUGUUCACAUCAAAAUAGGAAUCCUGCUCCAAAGCCGUAGGAAUUCCCUUAACGAAUUCAAUGUGUGGCAUGGCGACUAACAUUUGUGUAUACGUUGGCUGCCAUUGUGAAUAACACCAAACGAUCCUCUCCAGGGGAGGGCAAAUUGUCUCUGAAGCUUGUUGCAAUAGCGAUCGAACCCAGGCCGUUUUUCCGGAACCGGUCAUUCCGGCAAUCAUGGAGGUGAAAGGGUGCUCGAAGCGAAACCGCUGACAUUUCUGUGAAAACGGAACUGUUUGAAAUGGUGUGAGACCGACAUUGUGGUGUUUAGACAUCACGUGCCUUUGCAUAUUAUCUUUUCUACUAAAUGAUUUUUCGCAAACGGAACAGAACCAACUCAUGUCAGCUCAGGAGCAAAAUGUAGACUGAGAAAGGUAGAAUGUUGCGCAUUUAUAUAGGUUUUCAGGCCAUAAAAUUCUAUUGUUUUCCUCAACCAAAACCACCACUACCACCACCACAUUUCUGUUGUUUUCUUUCCUCCUCCUCCUCCUCCUCCUCCUCAUUCUAUUGUUUUUCCUCCUUCUCCUCCUCCUCCUCCUCCUCCUCCUCCUCCUCCUCAUUCUAUUGUUUUUCCUCCUUCUCCUCCUCCUCCUCCUCCUCCUCCUCCUCAUUCUCCUAAUCCUCCUCCUUCUCCUCCUCCUCCUCCUCCUCCUCCUCAUUUCUAUUGUUUUUCCUCCUCCUCCUCCUCCUCCUCCUCCUCCUCAUUCUCCUCAUCCUCCUCCUUCUCCUCCUCCUCCUCCUCCUCCUCCUCCCCCUCCUCCUCAUUCUAUUGUUUUUCCUCCUCCUCCUCCUCCUCCUCAUUCUAUUGUUUUUCCUCCUCCUCAUUUCUAUUGUUUUUCCUCCUCCUCCUCUUCAUCCUCCUCCUCCUCCUUCUCAUUUCUAUUGUUUUUCCUCCUCCUCCCCCUCCUCCUCCUCCUCCUCAUUCUAUUGUUUUCUAUCCUUCGCCCACUCGUUUCAUUUUAUUUAUUUAUUUUUUUCUCCACGUGAUUCUAUAAAAGACUGCCAACUGCCAUCUUUAGUUCACUUUGAAGCAAUGUCUCGUGUAGUGAACAACAAUCGUGGUUUUCUUCAGCUCUUAGCUGAUUGCCCUCCUUAUCAGCGCCAGUUUCUUUUACGGACAGCUACUCCGCAACAACUACAUGCACUAGUCCAAGUCUUAUACAAUAUACUUAAGGAAUACAUUCUUAUCCCCGAAGAAAAUAAGCGGAACGUGUUGCCAUAUAAGGAUGCUCUAGUCAACCUAGCAAAAACAAAUGUCCCUUACAAAACAAAGAAGCGAAUCCUUGUACAAGAGGGUGAUGGUUUCAUUCAAGACCUAUUGGUACCUGCUGUUACAAGUCUAGGAUUUCUAAUGCUAUAAAAGAGGUGACGCAUCGUUAGGUUGAUCAUUCGAACCUAAGUCUGUCACGGGUUCUCAUCAAAAAUGAAGAGAAAGAUAGAUUUGGUUGAAGAAGAAGAACACGAGAGUGAACAUGAAGAAAGCGAAAGUUCUGGUGAUGAAAGCGAGGAUGAAGAACCAAGAAAAAAAGAAGAACCAAGAAUAAAAGAUGUUUUGAGUCAUCUUUCCCGAGCAGUGUCGGAAAAGCGUGCUUCUGAUUUGCUGCAUAGUAUGGCCGCGUCCAAAGAUAUUCUUUUCUGGACCCCCAGCGGACAAUUAGUUCGAAAUAAACGCACUAUUCCCGUCACAAACAUCGCUGAGCUAGUUGAGUAUGUGUUACUCCCUCAUAACAAUGAGGUUACCAAGCCUCGUGCGCUGAAUACGUUUCUAGAUGGACUUGCAGAGUUAGGAAUCGAUAAGGGUUUAAUCAAGAACAAAAAGUUAUUAAGUGAUUUAAUAGAAAAGGAAAAAGGCUACCAAAAUGUAGAAAAUACUUCCGAUAAUGAGAGUAAUAAUGAGGAGAGUUCAUCGGAUAUUGAAAAUCAGGAGGAGGAGGAGGAGGAGGAAGUGGCUUCUGAGAAUGGCGUUGAAACUGAAGGCACCCAAGAGAGCGACAACGACACUGAAAACGACAGUCAGGAGAUAGAAAGUAGUAACCCUGAAACGUCCACCACCUUUCACUCUAAACGUCCCUGUGAACACUGCGAGAACUCUAAUGUGUACGGGACAUUGAUCAUGAAAUGUCCUAAAUGCCUUUGGCACGAUUACUACACGAUUUGUCCUAUAUGCGAUCACCAGAUCCCCGAGGAGAGAAAAUACAUGAAAGAGGGCUUUCUUCGAUGUCACGAUUGCGGAGCAUUACACACAAAAACGCGAAGACGUUGGAAACCAAUUUCUAUUCCCCUUCUACAGAGGAGAACGAAGAUGAAGAUUAAUUAAUUUCCAUUCCUGUGUAUUUGACUCUUUUUGUUUUUAAUAAAGUUUUUUAAUACGGUAUCUCUCUUGUGUUUUUAUUGCUAGCAAUUAUGAGUCGCGUGUUUAAUCAAUUGAUCCUUGUUAAGUUAUUUGUUUUAUAAUAAUACGUCAAUAUGGUCCCUUGAGGUUUUUCCUGUAGAGCUAAUUUGUAUUCAACUUUGGGCUUGUGAACUCGCAUAAUUACCUAACUAAUGACGCGUGAAACGUUGAGACUUCAAUAGUUUUUCAUUUCCUCGAGAUAGAAAGGAGAAAACAGUUCUGUAAUAGUCAGACAAACUUGAAAUAAAGCGUUUUCAGCUCCCCUUUGUGUAUGUCUUGUUUAUAUAUAUCCGAGUUUUAGCGCUAAAUAAGAAAAAGGAAGCUGUUUCUCGCGUUGCUAGGUGAUUGCUCUUAUUUUCCUUUUAAUUAAGUUACUUACCGGGCAAGUCUAGGCAAGCCUAUUGUUCCUAUUGUAGUAGAGAAACACUCAUUAGUAAACCUAUACCGAAUUAGUAUGCAGGGCGACACUUAAUUAGUAUGCAGGAAAUCCAAAUUAGUAUGCGGGAAGGCAGUGAGCAGGCUUUUAUGCCGUUCAAACAAAAAAUACGGCAACCAACCAGAAUGCUUCGUCAAACGAGACAGCCAAUGAGCGUCUUUCUAAUUCCGGUCAACCAAUCAAGACAACUAUGACAUCAUAGUACCCCGGAAUACAUAAACAUCAUCUUCCAAAAAUAACUAACCUGUCAAACCGGUUAUACCAACCAUGACCGCCACAAGAUAAAAAUAGCCCAUGACGUCAUUGAUAAACCCGUCAAACUGGAUAUACUCCUCCUCCUCCUCCUCCUCGUCCUCCUCAUUUUGAUUGUUUUCCCCCCCUCCUCCACCUCCACCACCACAUUUCUAGUUUUCCCUCCACCACCACCAACACCACCACAUUUCUAUUGUUUUCCCUCCACCACCACCACCACCACCACCACAUUUCUAUUGUUUUCCCUCCACCACCGCCACCACAUUUUUAUUGUUCCCUCCUUGAGUUUGGCCUUUUAGGCCUGAUUUUGGCCUCUUUGGCCUUUUGAGGGAAACAAUGAAAAUGUGGUGGCGGUGGUGGUGGUGGUGGUGGUGGUGGAGGGAAAACAAUAGAAAUGUGGUGGCGGUGGUGGCGGUGGUGGUGUUGGUGGUGUUAGGACAAUCACAGCAGCAGGAAAUAGGACUUGCAUAAUCACAUUACGCCUCCGUGAUUUUAAGUCACAGACAAGUUUAGAAUGCUUCGUCAAACGAGACAGCCAAUGAGCGUCUUUCAAAUUCCGAUCAACCAAUCAAAACAACUAUGACAUCAUAGUACCCCGGAAUACAUAUGACAUCAUCUUCCGAAAAUAACUAAAACCUGUCAAACCGGUUAUACCAACCAUGACCGCCACAAAAUAAAAAUAGCACAUGACCUUAUCUUUAUGAGAUUCCUGCGCAUUUUAUUCAUGAGAUCAAGACAAUAGCCUAUGACGUCAGCGACGUUAAUUUAUUCCCCCCCCCACCUUAAUGAGAUUCCCCCCCAAAAAUAAGGAUAAUUCGGUGCGCCCUAUACUACUGUUAAAUCGAGGUUCCACUGUAUAAUGUACGUUCUUGCCUUUAUUGAUAGGAGGGAAAAUACUUGAUGUGUUACGUUACUUCCACUUAUCCAAAUCAUUGAGGGGUAAGAGAAUCUCUAGGAGUGUAAUAGGUCAUUGGCAUUGUUAACUCCUUCAUCUUUUCUCAUGGGUUAUGACUUUGCUGAAAGAGGGCGCUUUGUUUGUCCAAUUCGUACCCAUCCUUGGAGGGCAGGUGUAUACCCAACCCUUUUGAGCAGGCUUCUACCCAAUAACGCUGAAAAAACAAAAACCAAACCAAACAAGAAAGUUAAAUUAGUAGCACUAGAGAAUUGUUAUCCUAGGAAAAUAUACUGAGUGAAUACUCAAAUUAAAUGCGUUUAACUGUAGGACUGGAAGUUCAUUUCCUCAUAUUGUUGAUGUGGACUGGAGAUUGGAUUACUAUAUAAAGGUACAUGUCAUUUGUUCUUCAAAACCGAAAUUUAUGUUUAAUUGCUGUUAAAUAAGGUUCUUUCUCCCUUUUCUUUCGUCUCUUAAAUGCAUUUUAACUGAAAUAACGUGAGUUAAAUGCAGUUUAAAGAAGUGCUAGCAGUCCAUGGUCCAUUGGUAUGUGCGUACCCAAUAGUUUGCUACUAUCUCAUUAAUUUUGAUGUAGUGGCGUAUGAAGUUUUCUUUGUGCAGGGUAUUUCCUGCAACGAAAUUUCCUUCAGCCAGGUUCUCCCCACCUCCCCUCGCCUUUGUUCUUUCUCCAGCAAUAUUUUCAGUUCAAUGGAUGCCUGUUUUGUGCUGUGGAGGCUCAUGGCAGGGUUCCACUAUUAUGUCAGCUAUGGAGUUGCUAUUCAAUCUACGGACUGGCUAGUGCCAAAAGUAGAAGUCCAUUUAUCGAUGCAGUUGUUAACCCUUCGUAAUAUUAAUGAAUAAGAAUUAUGGACUUAAUUCUUGUCCCCAAACCCUUUACAUUCCUCAACACCUAUAAUUUAUAAUACUGUACGAUGAAGUGAUUAGUAAUUACAUGUAUUACAGUCAAACCAGGUCAAGCGUUCCCGUCGCUAACGAACUAAUGAAUUCAUUCACGGAAAAAUGGUUUCGUUUGUUGAUUCAAUAAUCCAUUCUUAAAAUGAACAAUCCAAUAGUCAUAUUUAGCCUUGAUUCCAUAAUCGAAUGUUGAUUCGAUUACUGUUUUUUGAAAAAUUACACUUUCCACAAGUUGACCUCAGAAUUUUGUUUUUUCCUCUUUUUUUUCUGAGAGUCGAGUGCUGGCGAGUUCUGAAGUUCAAACCCAAACAAACUGUUACAUGUACGCCAGUGCAACAGACCUAGGCCUGACCUCUUAGAAAACACGACGGUCAAACUGAGGUCAGUGUAUGUGCGGUGAUUGGUGGAUUUCGAUCCUCGGCUUUUGUCAGUUUCUUUGCGUUUGCGGUCUGUCUAUUCUAGCUUUUAUUUUGAUUAAAGGCAAUGAAAAACGCAAUCGUAAACGGCAGGAAAAGGGAAGCAGAUACGAUUGAACACAACAGACAAGAAUAAAGAACAGGUAGAUUUUGUUCAUAAACCAAAUCAACAUUUGAUUAUUGAAUCGAGGUACAAUUUGACCGUUGGAUUAUUCAUUUUAUGAAUGGAUUAUUGAAUCAACAAACGAAAUCAUUUUUGCAUUAAUGAAUUCAUUAGUUUGUUAGCGACGGGAACGCUUGACCUGGUUUGACUGUAAUGUAUGUUUGUUUUGCACAUAGAAUAACCAGAUGGACAAAGUGAAUAAACCUACCUAUCUUAUCACACUUAAGACUGAGGUACGACUUCACUAUUCGCUGACUAUUCUCAAGCUCUCAAGCAAGCUCUCGGGGGCGCUCUGACGGCAGGGUGGGAGAAGGAAGGAGAGCUUGCAACUGCGUCUCUGGAAUUUCAAUUCCGCCUCUAAUUCCCUUGUGGCUUCCCGUCGACUGAGCUGUGAGAUUUGCUCAGACCACCCACUAGCCAGGGGCACCCAACGAGAAUAUAGUUCAAAACUACUUAAACAUAGCAUUGUUAAACGUAUAGAUAUAGGCAUAUUUUUAUCCCCUAAAAAUUUUUCAUCUGUUCGGAUUUCCUAGCUGAAAGUCUAGUGAUUCGAAAAUUAUAGGGAUCAAAACUUACCUUUUCGAAAAUUUAAGCAAGAAAUUUUACGACAAAUGUUCCGAAAUGUUCUCAAAUCGUCUUCCGGUCAGAUAUUUUCCGAAAAUGGACGUUUGGUGCCCCUGACUAGCUAUAGUUGUACACACUGCACACUGCUUCUUUCGGGAGCUCCUAACUAACCUGAGAUCAGGCGUUAUUUUUUUUUUUGCUUCUUUGGCCCGAGAGGGAAAAAAUUAACGCCCUCUUCCCAAAAGCAGUUUACAGAGAUAAAGGGAGAGGGCAUGAUCGCAGGCUAUAUUCCAAGUAUCGAAAUCCCGCUCGGCAGUCUUUUAAAAGAGGGGCAAAUAGUGUUUAGUUCAUAAAGUUCUGUAUGUAAAUGUGACUUUUAUCAUUUCAUCUUGUGGGGUGAGGUUGGGUUACGUAUUCCCCUGUUCUGAAUGUCAAACCCGUCGUUUCACGUAUUGUGAGGAGGAAACCAUGUGCCUGUUGGCGUUUUACCUAUUGUAUUACACUUUCGCUUGUCUUCUUCGUCACUUUCAAGGUUUUAACCUGUCUUUGAGUCGUGUGGAGCCAUUUCAUCUGUCUUGUGCCGCAGUUUCAAGGCCAUGUCGCUUGUCGGAAUUUCACCUUAACAAGGCGUCCUAUUUAUUUUAAGUAAACGAGGUUUCAAAAACCAGGAUAGAAAAAUUAUUAGCAAUACACAAGCUUUCGAUUCCAUCACGGAAUCCUUAUCAAGUGAUGGAGUUGGACGUUUGCUCACGUGAUUUCAUUGACAAAACGUCCCGGUAGAUCUCAGGGAGCUUGUAAUUUAGGCAUCCUUAGUUUUGUAUCAUUAUUAUUUUUUAAACAUCUUUUGCCGAAUUUAAAUAAGUUUUGAUUGAUUGAACUUCUUUUAAAUCUUGUCCUGUCAUGAUUCAUUAUAACGCCCUUAUCAGUUAUCUUCUUUGGCGAGGCACCGUAAAUUUUACUGACAGCGCUAAUAACGUAUUAUUCGGCUUACAUGUGCUUGAAUAUUGGUCAGUGGUCCAAUUUCCUUGGUUCUAAAAACUUUAAAAGACCUGAAACCAUUGAGAUACGUACAUUUUGACAAGUUAUUUUUCCAGCUUUUAAAGUGACUUUUUCGUUGUUUAGGAAGCAGGGAAAUCUCAAGGAAAGGACGUGCAAUUUUCCUGUUCAAUGGAGCAGCUCCAGGUAUUCUUGAGUUAAAUAAGUUUAUGUAAGGCUAGGUUGUUCAAGUCAGACUAUAAAGUUCACGUAAAGUCCUUGUCAAAUUAGGAUUAGCCAAAUCUGAAAAUCCAAUCGGAGGAAGGUUUUCGUUUACCAUAAAGAUGGUCAAUCCCUGACCGAAGUAGAAGAGUUUUUCAGAGUCGAUAAAAGCUGAAGCGUCUAAUAAUUUCGCGGCUGAACGGCAACAAAAAACUGGCCUUUUAGUUCUCUGAUCGUUUGAACUGGAAAUGAAAAUGAAAUAGAAUUUUAGCUCAACAUACAUGAGGGUCAUUUUCGCCUUCAGCUAGUAGCAAAACAUCAAAUUAAAUUUGCUGAAAACAACAACAGCUAAUAAGUGAUGCUCAUGUUUUUUUCCCUUCAGGAUCUUGUUGGCAAACUUAAGGAUGCCUGCAAAAGUAUAGAGAGAGCGUCUGCUAAUUAACUGGCUGCUUCACGGAAAAACUGGAAUAAAGAUUCCAAAGUAUAUAUUUUUUUAAUGUAGUUUAUUAGAACUUUACGUUUGUCUAUCGUCGAUUUCGGCCAAGUAUUUCAUGUAGGUAUUGCCCAAAUGGCUUUUAUAAUCAACUAGAUCCAUUCCUCCUGAUUCAACGACGU